UGGGAUGCCAGUUCAUUUCGGGGCACACAAACACGCCAGUCCCAUUUUUCCCAUUAGCUUGCUAGUACACGUAGAUAGGGCCCCCAGGAAGAACCCAGGACCCCAGUUUUGCGAGGCUAACCACAGUACUGCUCUGCUGCCCUUGAUAGUUAUAGAUCAAACAAAUUUUAACGAAAAUUACAAGAGGUCAUCUUUAAUUUUUAUUGCAGACACAGUUUGCAAAAUACUGUUCAGACACAUGCACACUGGAUUCGAGCCUUUUGAAUAAGCAUGCGUGACCUUGCGGCUCAGGUAACCAGCAGUCUGCUAAGAUUUCCAGAAGUGACGAUAGAAGCACUCGGGGAAGAUGAGAUCAAACUGGAUUCCAUUUUACACGGGAGGUUUGCCGCGGGGAGGAACGGGGUGGCCUGGCUGGCGUGUGGUCCUCAGCUGGAGGUGGUCAGCUCCACCACGGGGGAGAGGCUGUCUGCCUACCGUUUCAGCAGCAUUGGCGAGAACACCCCCAAUGUCCUGACAGCCAAGGAGUUCUGCUGGCUGAAGAGGACUGGUCUCCUGGUGGGCCUGGAGGAUGCGGCGGGGAGCAUGCUGUGCCUGUAUGAUCUGGGAAUCUCACGGGUGGUGAAAGCAGUGGUUGUGCCUGGAAGAAUAACAGCAAUUGAACCCCUGAUAAGUUAUGGUGGUGCUAGUACCAGUACUCAGCACUUACACCAGAGUCUGCGCUGGUUCUUUGGGGUUGCUGCAGUGGUAACUGAUGUGGGACAUGUGUUACUAAUCGAUCUGUGUUUGGAUGAUUUAUCCUGCAGUCAAAGUGAGCUAGAAGCUUCAGAUCUCGAAGUGAUUCACAAAUCCCCAUCGGAGAUCCCUCGUAUUCGAGAGCGCGUAACCAACCAAGGCAGGCACCUGUGCCUCCAGUUACUCAGCCCGACAGGAACCAGUGCCACAGCGCUUCAGUACAUAACAAGGACAAACCAGCUGGCAGUCGGGUUCUCUGACGGUUACCUUCAGCUUUGGAACAUGAAGACAUUAAAAAAUGAGUAUCACUCACAGUUAGAAGGUGGCAGAGUGCCAGUUUACACCUUUACCUUCCAGGAGCCUGAGAAUGACCCUCGGAACUGUUGCUAUCUGUGGGCGGUACAGUCUGCCCAGGAUGGUGAAGGCGAUGUUGUCAGUUUGCACCUCCUGCAGUUGGCAUUUAGGGAGAGGAAGUGUUCAGCUUCUGGAAAGAUACUUUAUGAGGGUUUGGAGUACUGUGAGGAGCGAUACAGUCAAGACCUGGUCGAUGGCACGUUUGCACUGAGGAGCCAGGCAACCAACACCCGACUGCUAGGAUGUCAAACAAUUGAGAAGUUCAGAAAUCAUCCUGAUAGGGAUGACAGCAUGAAUGAAGUUGCCUCUCCUGACACCAGUGUGUCCAUUUUCAGUUGGCAUGUGAAAUCUUACGGCCAGGCCCGGCCAUGUACCUAUAUAGGAGUGUUCGACAUUAACCGAUGGUACCAUGCACAGAUGCCAGAUUCUCUCAGAACUGGGGAGUUUCUGCACUGUUGUUCGUAUUUUGCUCUUUGGUCGUUGGAGUCUGUGGUAGAGAUGACCUCUCCAAGCCCGCUCCUGGAUGUCUUGGUACAUGAACGUAGUUUGAGUCGAGGACUCCCUCCUAGAUGCCCACCUCCGGAACAGUUUUUUAACCCCACCACUUAUAAUUUUGAUGCGACUUGCUUACUGAACUCUGGUGUUGUCCACUUAACAUGUUUGGGAUAUCAGAAAGAGACAUUAAGCUUCUUGAAAAAGUCUGGUCCUUCCUUGAAUGAAGUUAUUCCUGAUGGGUAUAACCGAUGUCUGAUGUCUGGCCUCCUCUCUCCUCGACUUCAUGAAGUGCAGCCUUCUAGUCUUUCUCAGGAGGAGCAGUUAGAAGCUAUAUUAUCAACUGCUGUUGACACAAGUUCGUUAGGCCUCAUUACUGGAUGCAUCAAGCAAUGGACUGCAGAGGAGCAACCAGGGUCUGCGGCAAAUCUGCGCUUCGUUCUUGAGUGGGCCUGGAAUAAAGUGACCUUUAUGAAGGAAGAACUUGACAGAAUUUGUGCCCCACUGUUUGACAGUUCCUGUAACUUCAUUGAUCCACAGACACUUCAGGCCCUGCAGCACUGCCAGCUCUUGAUUAGCAAUUUGAGCACCAUCUUCAGCUGCUUCCUCAAUGAAGCACAAGACAUCACUGAAAAGGGACUAGUGGGCUUAACAAACAAGUGUGUGGUGACUAACUUAAUCUCUCAGUAUGCUCAAGUGGUUCUGUGGUUCUGUCGCUCUGGCCUUUUACCUGAAGGAUCGGAUGAUGUUCUUCAGCUUUCAAGACCUUUUUAUAGUUACCCUGUUAUAAAGAACUAUUACACAAGUCGAAGAGAGAAGCUAGAACGCCUCUCAAAAGGAAAAUGGUGCUCAGACUGCCUCAUGAUUGAUGGGAUGGUAUCCCAAUUUGGAGAUCGGAUCGCAAACCUGUGGAAGCGCGAUGAAGGUGGAACAGGACAAUAUCCGCCACCGACUUUACAUGCUUUGCUUGACAUUUAUCUUCUGGAUGGUGUGGAAGAAGCAGCAAAGCAUGCCAUUGUUAUUUAUUUGUUACUGGAUGUCAUGUAUUCUUUUCCUAAUAAAACUGAAUCUUCUGUUGAAUCUUUCCCAACUGCAUUUGCAAUCCCAGUUGGCUUGGUUAAGCUUGUCCAGGGGUUUUGGCUGCUGGAUCACAAUGAUCACGAGACCUCCUUGGAUCUCCUCCUUCAUCCAGCCGCCUGCAGAGCGAUCCUGUCUUGGCAGCAUGCACGGAUAAUCCAGGCCCUCAUGUGUCAAGGAGAGCGCCGACAGGCUCUUAGAUACUUACAGAUGAUGAAGCCAGCGAUAUCUUCCACUGCUGAAAUAAUGCUGUACCUCACAGUGUUGCUCCAUAACAGAUGUAUGGUAGAAGCCUGGAGUCUGUUGAGGCAACACUCAAACAAGCAGAAUCUGGAUGAGCUGCUGAAGUACAUGUAUGAAAUGUGCCAGGAGUUGGGGCAGAUGGAGGAGCUGCUGAAGCUGCCUCUGAGCCUUGCUGAGCAGGAAUGUCUGGAGAAAUUCUUUCAGACCACCAGUGGCCUUCAAAACCAGGAGUAUCUCAUGGUUCAUUAUCUACAGCAAGCCAACUAUGUGCCAGCCUUGCAGCUUAAUCAGACCUUAAAAAUGAACUUAGUAAAUGACAGAGAUCCCAAACUGAAAGAACGGGCCAAUGCCAGAAACUCAAUUCUCGACCAGUAUGGAAAAGUUCUUCCCAGAAUCCAGCGAAAACUUGCCACAGAACGAGCAAAACCUUACCAUCACCCAUCCACACUGCUACGGGAAGUUGCCAGGCCAGAGCCUUUAUCAACUGUGGCCAAACCAGCAACUAAAGGGAAUGUGCUGACAAGAGCAGCAUUCAUCAGCAAUGUCCUCUCAAAAAUUAGUGAGGUGUGGGUUCAAGAACAGACGAAGUCAAACCCCUCUCCACUGAAAAGCCCUAAGGUUCCAGACCUGCCACCCUUCACUCCACGUCGGCUGUCACUGGAGCUACCUGAGGCAUUCAUAGGAACGCCCAUUACUAAGUCAUCGAAGAGGAUUUCCAGGAUUUUAGACUUAGUGGUUCAACCAACCUCUGAGGUGUCACCUGAACCUUUAAGGUUCCAGCAAACUCCCCCCAAGCCUCACCACUCAUGGUCUACAUCCAGCCCUCUAAAACCAUCGGCGGGUAAACCCAGCUACUUCGAAAAUGUUCCCAUUGCAUCCGAGUUAUGUUUGCUGCAGACUCCACAGGUUGUAAAGAGAGGAAGAGCCCUGGCUUCUGCUAGCUCCGGCUUCCCUGGCUUCACUCCACAGUCAAUCCUGAGAACAAGCCAGCGCCCGACUCCUGUGGGUUCUCCCUCCGCUUCUCCCGGCCGGUCCCUUACCCCCCCACUGCGUGCCAAGGAGAGCCGCAUCACGUUCAUAGAGGAGACCACUGCCACAUCUGCCAGAUGGAGCAAUGAGGAAAGAUCAGAGGUUGCCGAAGACCGUGAGGUCAAUUUGCUGCCAGCUACAUCUGUUCUAAAUACUCAGUCGGACAGCGCCUCCUCUGCCUCAGUAGAGGAAUGUGAGUUUAAGCCAAGCGAGCAGCAGACCCCGGAGCCUCCUGCUGAUGUAGAGGUUGAGGAAGAAGGGGUGAGCCCAGAGACCUCUGGAGUGGAAGGGCUGGAGAAAAUGAGUGAGCCUCAUGAAAUGAGUCACGCAUCGGUCAGAUCUGGAGACACCACACUGGAGUUUCAUGAUGCCCCCACCCCAGAGGACCUGGAGGACAACGUGGUUGUUGUGAACCUAAAGCCUGCAGAUCCUGAGGAUAAAGAAUCCACCGCAAAUGAGAUGGAUGAAGAUGUGAAUCCUGAAGAGAGACCGCAGGAUAGUCCUGCGUGUAAGGAACAAGUUCAGCCUCCAGUUUUUGAUGAUGUCGACCAAACCUCAUCUGAGAAUAUUCCCACAACUUUAACACGCUCUAGCAUUAGGGAAGCAUCUCAGACAGGAUACCGUUUGUCAUUUAGUGAAAGUGCUUCUUUUGGUCAUGAAAGGAAGCAGGAGCUCUUCCCAAUUUUCUCUGAAACUUUUCUGGUCUCUGAACCAGCAAUAGCUGACCCUGUGGUCAGUGUACAUCACAGUGAAGAGUGCUCCACGGCAGCCUCUGAAACGAAACUCGAGGUUGUGCUAGAAGCUGGUCAGGAAAGCAAAGUUGAAAUCAUUGAGGAUCUUAAUGAUAGUGUUCAAGAGGAGCCACCAGAGAUCUGCUACAUGCAGGAGUCCUCUGUUGCUGACCUUCCUGUCAUCACACAGGAAAUACAAGUCAAGGAGUUGGUAGAUGAGGACAUGGAAGCUAAAGCCCUAGAUGAGGAACCGGACGCAGUGACUUACACAGAGCUGCUGCCUUCUGCCUCUGUUCUCAUCCCAUUGGAGUUCAAUGAAGAGCAACAGCUUGAUCGAGAAGCUUUGCAGCUGGAGGAAGCUGGUGCUUACAAUACUGCUGUGGACCAUGAGGAGGCUCCUGCAACUCCCAGUAAUUUUACUCUAAUGCUUGAGGAUGAGGAUGAUGGCUUGGCUGAAUCUGAUGAGCAUGUUCUGAUUCUGGAGCUGCCAGAAGUGUCGGAGAGGAAGGUUCAAGUUGCCGAGAGCAAGCUAGCAUCCUCAGAAGAGCAGGUUGAUAACCAGGAGGCGGACUCUUUAGAAGAUAUCAACAAGGAUGUUACUGAGGUUCACACAGCUGCUCCACAGACACUUUCGUAUGUUCCUGAGCCAAUUAAAAUGGCUAUUGCAGAAAACUUGCUGGAAGCCAUUAAAGACACUAGAACUAAAGAAUUUUCUGCAGAGGUCAUUGAAACUUCUAUGCCGCAAGAGGUUCUUGUGACCAGCAGGAAGCUUAGAAGCUCGUCUUCAGUAGGGAAGCCAGUUCAGCUAGUCACACCUGUGCUUGGAGAGGUGAAAACUCCUAGUACAGAAGAUAGAAAAUCAAGACGUACCAGGGGGAAAAGUUUGUUGGUGGAUGAUGAGCAGAGCUCAAGCGUUCAGCCUGCUGCAGUGAAGGAGGUUGUGAAAGGCCACCCUGGUUCUUCAACCCCACAGAAGUCUACAAGGAGUAAAAAGGGUGUUCUUUCAGAAGACUCUGAAAAGAACACUCAUUCUGAAGAAGAGAAGCUUUUGGAUCAAACAGAUAUACCAGAUUUACAAAUGCCUGUAACACCUAGAAGAUCCACCAGAAGUACAAAACAUCUGCAUGAUUCUGAAAUCCCACUUACCCCAAGAAGAAGUAGAAGAAUAAUCAAAGAUACUCAAUCUGACGGGGUUCCCAAUAAUUCCAAGCCUCAAACUCCACAAAAAACAGUCCAGACGAGAGGAGACCGCAGAAUAAGGUACUCUGUUGUUGAGGCUUCUGAGGACAUUGAGGCACAGGAAGAAAUUAUUGAUCAAGAAGUCCCAAUGCCAGUGACUCCCACUAGGAGUAGUAGGCGAACACGGAAUAAUGUUGCUGAUGUACCUGAAAAUACCCCUGUAGUUACUGAUGAAAAGUCCACUGAUCAAUCGAAAACAAUACCUAGCAGUCCAAGUAGGGUUACCAGGAAAUCCCUGGGACUUACACUACAGAUUCCACAGAUGGCCAGGCAGGAAGAGAAAGACACUGAGCUAGCUGAGCAGGUGCCUUCAAUUCCAAAGAAAAGGGGGAGAAAACCAAAAGGCAGUACAUUAGAAAAACCCAAGCCUGUUUCUAAUGAACUACCCGACACUCUUCGCCGAUCAGAGAGGAAUCGAUUCACAAGACUGAUGGAUAUAUCAGAAAAAACCUUGCUUUCAGAAGACCUUCCCCCACAUGAGCCGAGAUUGCAGUCGGCUGAUUCUCUGAAGGAAAGAAUUGAGCAAGAAACCAAAAUGUCAGAGAAUCUCAUCUUUGAGGGUGAAGUGCCUAUCAAUGAUAAAAGUAACAAAGCUUUAGUUAGCCAUAAAAGAGGGAGUAGAGCUGUUACAAAAGUAGCUAUCGAUCACGUUCCUUCCUCAUCAGAGGCUGGUUUUAUGGGGAAUAUUGCAGCAGCUGAAGCAAAUGAUGAGCCACAAAUUGAAACACAUGAUAUAGAAGCACCUGAAGGAUGUGCUGACAGGUCAUCAGAGACAGCACUCCAGAAAUUAAGCAGACAGAAUCGUUCAGGCCAAGUUCCUAAUCCUGAGACCUUUGUCUUCUCACCUCCUCGAGCUAGAUCAAAAAAACUGAAAGAUAAGUCAGAACCACUUGAAGCCCCAACAGAUGUGGAACCUCAGUUUGUAUUUUCACAACCCGUUACACGGACAAGGCAGAAAAUGGGGGCCACAGAAUCGCAGACAGUAGAAAAUGUGCUUGAGAUGGUGGAGGACCUUCCAAAAGCUUUGGAAGAGAAGGAUUCUGAUGUUUCAAAACCAAGGAAAAAGCGAGAGACUAAGGCAAAGAAAAAAGUCGCUUGGUCUCCCCCACCUGUGGAAGUUAACUUAAUCUCCCCCAUGCCCACCCCUGAUGAACUACCACAAGGGCGGCAGAAGAAAUCUGAAGAGGGUGACACUCCUGUACAGAGGACUGGUCUCCGGAGAAACAGAAAGAGACUGAGAGAUGCCAUUUUCCCAAAGCCUGUGACUCGCAGGAAGAUGCUUUGAUGUUUUUUUAAUCUUAAUGAAUUUUCUGUCUGCUGUUUUCUAUUUAAGUGUGAAGAACUGCAACAAUUUGGAAAUGUAUCCAUAAAUGAAUCUAAUUUGAAAGAAAUUAUUUUAUAUAAAUUAAUGUAAAAUUGCAUCAAUAAGAUCUGCAUUGGGCUGGUAGAAAAAUAGCUCCUAAUGGAGUGUUGGGGAGGGAGCUUUUUAUUUUGUAAGACUUCAUUUAUAUAUGUAUACUGAUGUAAAUGUAAAUAUCUUUUAGGUAUGUUAUAAAUAAAACUUGGUAACAUUUUUUAAGCUUUCUUUAUGGUAUUUAGAUUUUUCACCAAAUUUGCUUUUACACAUCUGUAACAGGAAAGAGAAACUUUGCAAGAAUUUUAUGUUCUGUUAAAUUCAGCAAUCAGUGUUUGCAUUGGUGAUACAGACACAAUGCCCGUCAUUGGUUCCGGUCACUUUUAAAUUUUCUCCACUUUUAAAAUUAAGAUUACACUAUUUGCACCAGUAGUUUGUUUUAAUCCAAUGUAUUGCAGAGGGAGAUUUGUUUUUCCCAAACCAGGGUAGUCGGUGUUGACACUCUUUACUCGCGGUCUGGACCACGCCGAACAUUGCAGACUUCCCAAUUCAAGAUUUUUUGCUUUUGAAGAUGUAUUUGUCCUGGAUGUCUCGGGUCUGCAGCACAUUUAUAGUUGUACACUUUUCCUUUCUGUCCUUAUGCCACAAACUGUAAAUACAACCUUGUAUGCAUAGCACAGGUUUAAGGCAGAAUUUAUGGCUGGGGAAGGCAACAAACGGCUACAAUUUGGGUGGUGUAAACAAUUGUUUGUGUGUGUGAUGUAAGCGCGGCAGAUUAGUAAAAUAAGAACUGAAUGCAUAAUGAAAGUGUCUGCUUUUCCUCUGAAUGCAUCUUGGAUUUAAAAUUAAGAAUGAUUUUGUAUAGGUAAGACUAGCAAUAAUGUCUUAAUUAUUUAUGUCUGAACAGUGUGUGGUGUAACGAGAUACAUUUUGAAGCUCAUGUUACCCUACUUUCAGGAUCGAGUGCAUUUUUAAAUUGCAAUUGUGUUCACUUUUACUUGUGGUAGAAUCAUUUUGGCUGCAGGUAGUACUCCAUCAAAUUAAAAUUGAGAAUUUUGUAAAGAAAUGUCUAAUAAAGACUGUGUUAAAGUUGCUGUACGUGUGAGGCCUUUCAACAAGGUGAGUUUAUCGUUAUGGUUUGUCUUGUCUGGAGGCUGAUGGGUUUGAAUAGAAAAAUCCAAGAAUGGAUUAAUGUUAAUCUUACCUUGGUGGUCAUUUUAAUUGGAACUUAAUUUUGAAGUUCUUUCGAAUCGGAUAUUUAAAAUGUUGGAAUAAAAUCACUCUGCAGUA
Molecule: messenger RNA, 8541 nt
Organism: Lepisosteus oculatus (spotted gar)
Lineage: Eukaryota; Metazoa; Chordata; Actinopteri; Semionotiformes; Lepisosteidae
Gene: ahctf1
Product: AT hook containing transcription factor 1
Source: RefSeq, a predicted model, not a curated record